GCAGCUGACGGGCAGUUAUUUCCAGCGUCGGUGGUGCAGCAGAUCAGAUCCUGGUCUGCCCGCAGCUCUGCCCGCACGCACAGCCUGUCUGUCUGCCUGCCUGUCUACCUGUCUGUCUGUGCGGACACCGCAGACAGUCAGUGAGUGAGUGAGCCCGCACACAGCAGAGAGGACAGCACGGCCAUGAGCACGGCGUUUUCCUGACGGCCUCCACUUCACAUCUGCAGCUCAAAUCUGUGUGAUCUGUCCAUUCAGAGCGGAGGAGGAGGAGGGGAAGCACUGCAGCAGCAGCAGCAGCAGCAGCAGACAUGCCGGGCCUGCUCCACAUCACACUGACUGCUCUUCUGGCCAGCUGCGAUGCCUUCAGAUUGGGUUCGACCCAUAGGGUCAUACCCCUCAGUCCCCCGGUGGCCCGUCUAUUCCAGGACGAAGGCCCAGCCCAGCCACACUUCAUCCAGGAAUUAGUCAGAACCAAACGCCACUCAGCCCACGAGUUAGUGCGAGCCCAACCUAAUUUGGUCCACGACAUGGGCUGGCCAGAGAUACAUGAGACAUCCCGUUCUCAGGCCAAGAUGGAUGCUGCCAACUCCUCUCAGUUAAAUCCGCCAUCGUCUGCUGGUCAGCAUGUAGCCAGGACCCAUCCAGCUGUGGAUGAAAACCUUGAUGUGGAAGACGAGAUGGAGCGUAUGGUUCAUCUGGUGGUUCCUCAGGACUCCACAGACCCAGAGAAGGAGCUCCGCGGUGGGCUGGGAGCCGGUGAUGCCUCCCUGGAGGCCUCUGGCUUCUACAGUACGGAUAUGGAGGACAGAGACAGAGGAGAGGAGGGAGGAGAGGACCGGGAGAGGAGAGGGGGAGAGGACGAGUGGGAGAGAGACACGGGAGAGGACAGAGAGAGAAGAGGGGGAGACGGCAGAGGAGAGGAAGAAGAGAGGGCAGACGAUCGAGAUGUCCACGUUCUGGAUGCCAACCACACAACUCCAGAUCUGGAUUCUCUGAUUGGCUACAGUCCAUCAUUCCACCCCUCCAGCUCCGACCAGCCGAGCACAUCCCCAGCUGAGGUGCUUGAUUCUGGGCUACAGGAGCAUCGUGCAUCCCCGGUCCUGGAGGUGGGUCCUUUAGAGAGAGAGCUGUGGGAGGCAGAGGCGGAGGAAGAUGGUCACUCCAGUGGCUAUGGAGUCCUCCACUCCUCCAUCACUACAACUAGCUCUACAUCUGCUGCUGCUGCUACUCCGACUGCUGCUGCUGAUGGAGACGUUGCAGGAACUGCCACCCCUGAGACUGACACAGGCACAGACUUCGGGCUGCUGGGAACUUACACAAAAGAUGAGACAGAGGAUGAAGAGACAGAGAGGCAGGAGGCAGAGGAAGAAACCGGUCUGGCACACAAAGGCGUAUUUACCCAGAAUCCCACUGUGGCAGAGGUUGGCAUGGCUCCCAGCAGAGAGCCCCUUCAGCCCAGUGUGGAGGAGGAGGAGGAGGAGCUGGAAGAGGAAGAACGUGAGUUGGAAGGGGGUCGACUGCAAGACACGAGUGAAGAGGAGGAGGAGGAGAGAUGGAGAAAGAUGGAGGAGGAAGAGGGGAUAAGAAUCAGACACAUCGUCCCGCUCACGACAGAUCCUUCACCCACCAUCGGCUUCACCGACCCGUCCUGGAAUUGGCUGAACAAGACCACGCCCCUGCAGACCCAGAGGACAGAGGUCAGGGGAGGCGGGGUCACAGAGGUCUUCUUACCGGAGGGUGAUAUCGAUGAGAUGGAGGAGGCACGGCAGGUGGUGUGUGUCGACUGGAGUGAGCUGGCUGGACGUGGAUAUGUCAUCCUCAACAUGACGCAAAACUUGAACUGUGAGGAGUUUCGUGUGGAUCAGGGCAUGCGGUUGUUGAAGAUCAUGGAGCGAGUGUUUGCUCGAAGAAUGAACAGCCCUGAGGGAUCGUGGGUACUUUACCUUAGCAAGCCGACACACCAGCAACACCAGCUGCUGAUGAACGUGGCAUCUGAGCAAGGAGUGAUAGAGGCGAAGGAAGUGCUGGGCAUGCUGGGAGAGAUCAGGAAGAGUUUGAAUAAGGUGGGCAUUCAGAACUACAGCACUGCUAGUAGCUGCCAGUCUCGUCCCAGUCAAACACGCAGCGACUACGGCAAGCUGUUUGUGGUGCUGGUCAUCAUCGGCUCCAUCUGCAUGGUCAUCAUCACAUCUGGAUUCAUUUACAUCUGCUGGCAAAGACGACUUCCUGCAACCAAAACUACGUUUCGCGCUGAAGAACUUCACUUUGUGGAGAAUGGCUGCCACGACAACCCCAUGCUAGACGUGACCAAUGACAAUCAGCGUGAGUUGCAGGAGAAGAAGCCGACGACCAAUGGGCUUGCAGGAGGAGGAGAACGAGGCGGGGAGGAGAGCAGUCGCUGGCAGGUGUUUGUCAAUCAAGCAGCAACCGAGGAGGAGGAAGAAGAGCAGGACACACAUCUCUGAGAGACAGGUUAUUGAUAGACAGAUGAUAAGUGGAGCUUAAAAGGAAGAAGAAGAAGAAGAAGAAGGUAAUAAAGAAAAUGGAAGAUAAAAAAAAGGAGGAAAAGGAGAACGAAGACAGAAGGAGAGAAAAGUAACGUAAAGCCUGAGUAAUAUAAAUGUUUUCCAGUCAGGAGGUUAGGAGGAGGUUAGCAGGAGGAGUCACUGACAUCUUCAUGGAUAUCAGACACUAGGGUUUAUGUCAGCGUCUUUAAAAUUUGAAUUCAUGGAAAGACAAACUUCUCUUAAUCUCAAAAAAUGUCCAACUUUUGAAACAAAGUUGGACCUCUGAUUGGGAAAGCUUCAUGUCCCUACUUGAUGAUAGAUAACAUCAUCUGUUUAGCGUGCCUUAUGCUUUUAGCUUUUUGCACUUUGCCUGCAAGUGGCAAACAAAACAUGAAACUAGCGACAAAAAUCCGUUUAAAAAGCACCUUUUCCCACCAUUAACGUUUGAAUGUAAAGGAGCUCUAAAGUCUUAAGCAGCAACAUUGGGAACAGUUGAUAUUUUAUUUCACAUUAAGCCAAAUUCUGUGACAAAAUGCUCACAGGAAACUUGGAGUGAAGGCAUCCUAAGCAGAGAACGAAGUCACGCUACCUUGUGUGUAUUUUGUAAUCAAAGCUUCUCUGCGGUUUGUUGUGAUAAACCGGUCCGGCUGCACGUGUGUGUUAGUAUAUGUGAACAUGCCACUGGUUAGCUUAUUGCUGCCGAUUUGCACUGCACUCACAGUUACCAGUGUCAUUGCGGAGAGGUAGCAUCCACCUUCCAGUUUCCCUUGGUUAACACGGUUAGCUCUGUUAGCAAUGUUGCUGUUGUUUAGCACUGCUUACUGAGUUACCACUGUUAGCUGCUCACUGCCGGCACAGCCCCCUCCAUGUUGAGAACUGUGUGCAGACAACUCUGAAUAUCAUGUGGAGUUAAAUCAAGUUAAAUCAAGAAUAUCCAAAAAUUCAUGAAGUUUAAGAAUGUUGCUGUUGUUUAGCACUGCUUACGGAGUUAACACUGUUAGCUGCUAGCUGCCAGCUGGGCCACCUCCAUGUUGAGAACUGUGUGCAGACAACUCUGAAUUUCGCAUAGAGCCCAAGUUAAAUCAAGAAUAUCCAAAAUUCAUGAAGUUAAAGAAUGUUGCUUUUGUUUAGCACUGUUGGCUGCUAGCUGUUGGCUCAGCCACCUCCAUGUUGAGAACUACGUGCAGACAACUCUGAAUUUCACAUAGAGCGCAAGUUAAAUCAAGAAUAUCCAAAAUUCAUUAAGUCAAAGAAUGUUGCCAUUGUUUAGCGUCGUUAGCUGCUAGCUGCUGGCUCAGCCACCUUAAUGCUGAGAACCAUGUGCAGGCAACUCUGAAUUUUGACAUAGAGUCAAAGUUAAAUCAAAAAUAUCCAAAAUUCAUGAAGUCAAAGAAUGUUGCCAUUGUUUAGCACCAUUAGCUGCUAGCUGCUGGCUCAGCCCCCUCCAUGUUGAGUGCUGUGUACAGACAACUCUGAAUUAUCGAUAGAGAUCAAGUUAAAUCAAGAAUAUCCAAAAUUCAUCAAGUUUAAGAAUGUUGCUGUUGUUUAGCACUUCUUACCAAGUUAGCACUGUUAGCUGCUAGCUGCUGGCUCAGUCACUUGCAUAUUGAGAACUGUGUGCAGACAACUCUGAAUUUCGCGUAGAGCUGAAGUAAAAUCAAGAAUAUAGAAAAUUCAUUAAGUUAAAUCAAGAACUUCCCUUAAAAACAUUAAAACUUAAGAGAUGUUCAGUGGUUUCACCCUGAUGUCUGACUCCUGAGACAACAGCGACUCCUCUUAGCUUCUCCUCACUGAACAGGAAGUACAGCCUGUAGCAACUUUGGAAGUAAGGUUUUGGCACUUUAUCGAUUCCUCUUGGAAAUAGCGACUAUCAUCAUUGAAAUGCUGCAUCAUGUUAAAUGUAUUACAUACAGUGACAGAAAUAUCUCUGUUUUGCUCAUAGGAAUGGUUGUAACCGCCGAGGAUGUUUACUGUUCACUCUACAACCAGUCAUGUGAUUGCUAUAUUUACGUCCUGUUAGCCUAAUAUGCUUUUUUUCUCAAUAGUGUUGGAAUGGCUGCUGUACGCUCCGGGCUAACUCUUGAGGCGAUGACACAUGGGCAACAUCUAGAGGCCAAAAGCCUGAACAAAAAAUAUCUAGUUACAGUGUUGAAGUCUAGUCACCAAACCCCAAGUCCAAGUCGAGCCCAAAGUCUGUGAUGUUUUAAUGUUAAAUGUUGAAGUCUGAGUCAUCAAAGGCAUGUCCGAAUCACCAUGGUCAUGUUCGAGUCGCUGUGAUCAAAUCAGUAUAUGCAUCUCUGAAUCACCUCUGCCAUAUCCAAGUCUUUCCAGUCACGCCCAAGUCAACUAAGUUGUCACAAAAGGCACUAAAAAUAAAACAAUAACAUAACACACCAGAUUAUGACAGCAUGUUUGAUUGACCAGUCCAUGUCUGAAUCAAAACCGUCAUGUCCGAGUCCCAUUUGAGUCACUGUGAUCAUGCCCGAGUCACUUUAUGUCUAAAUGAACAUAGUCAAGUCCAAGUUGGCAUGGUCAUGUUCAAGUCACUACAGUUAUGUCUAAAGUUGUGUUUACGCCCCAGGCACUACAGUCAUGUCAAAGUCACUACAGUCAUGUCUGAAUGAACAUAGUCAAGUCCAAGUCGGCACGGUCAUGUUCAAGCCUCUAGAGUCAUGUCUAAAGUUGUGUUUACGCCCCAGGCACUACGUUCAUGUCAAAGUCCCUACAGUCAUGUCUGAAUGAACAUAGUCAAGUCCAAGUCGGCACGGUCAUGUUCAAGCCUCUAGAGUCAUGUCUAAAGUUGUGUUUACGCCCCAGGCACUACGUUCAUGUCAAAGUCCCUACAGUCAUGUCUGAAUGAACAUAGUCAAGUCCAAGUCGGCACGGUCAUGUUCAAGCCUCUAGAGUCAUGUCUAAAGUUGUGUUUACGCCCCAGGCACUACGUUCAUGUCCAAGUCCCUACAGUCAUGUCUGAAUGAACAUAGUCAAGUCCAAGUCGGCACGGUCAUGUUCAAGCCUCUAGAGUCAUGUCUAAAGUUGUGUUUACGCCCCAGGCACUACGUUCAUGUCAAAGUCCCUACAGUCAUGUCUGAAUGAACAUAGUCAAGUCCAAGUCGGCACGGUCAUGUUCAAGCCUCUAGAGUCAUGUCUAAAGUUGUGUUUACGCCCCAGGCACUACGUUCAUGUCAAAGUCCCUACAGUCAUGUCUGAAUGAACAUAGUCAAGUCCAAGUCGGCACGGUCAUGUUCAAGCCUCUAGAGUCAUGUCUAAAGUUGUGUUUACGCCCCAGGCACUACGUUCAUGUCAAAGUCCCUACAGUCAUGUCUGAAUGAACAUAGUCAAGUCCAAGUCGGCACGGUCAUGUUCAAGCCUCUAGAGUCAUGUCUAAAGUUGUGUGUACGCCCCAGGCACUGUUCAUGUCAAAGUCACUAUGGUUAUGUCCAAGUCCCUACAGUCAUGUCUGAAUGAACAUAGUCAAGUCCAAGUCGGCACGGUCAUGUUCAAGCCUCUAGAGUCAUGUCUAAAGUUGUGUUUACGCCCCAGGCACUACGUUCAUGUCAAAGUCCCUACAGUCAUGUCUGAAUGAACAUAGUCAAGUCCAAGUCGGCACGGUCAUGUUCAAGCCUCUAGAGUCAUGUCUAAAGUUGUGUUUACGCCCCAGGCACUACGUUCAUGUCAAAGUCCCUACAGUCAUGUCUGAAUGAACAUAGUCAAGUCCAAGUCGGCACGGUCAUGUUCAAGCCUCUAGAGUCAUGUCUAAAGUUGUGUUUACGCCCCAGGCACUACGUUCAUGUCAAAGUCCCUACAGUCAUGUCUGAAUGAACAUAGUCAAGUCCAAGUCGGCACGGUCAUGUUCAAGCCUCUAGAGUCAUGUCUAAAGUUGUGUUUACGCCCCAGGCACUACGUUCAUGUCAAAGUCCCUACAGUCAUGUCUGAAUGAACAUAGUCAAGUCCAAGUCGGCACGGUCAUGUUCAAGCCUCUAGAGUCAUGUCUAAAGUUGUGUUUACGCCCCAGGCACUACGUUCAUGUCAAAGUCCCUACAGUCAUGUCUGAAUGAACAUAGUCAAGUCCAAGUCAACACAGUCAAGUCAAGUCACUAUAGUCAUGUCUAAAGUUGUAUUAAUGUCCCAGUCACUAUGGUCAUCUGGAAGCGACUACGGUCAUGUGUGAAUGAACAUAGUCAAGUCGAAGUCAGCAGGGUCAUGUCCAAGUCACUACUGCACACUACGAUCAUGUCUGAGCCUUUCUGGUCAUUCAUAGUCACUGAAAUCAUACGAGU
This is a messenger RNA of Epinephelus lanceolatus (giant grouper), 6787 nucleotides long. RefSeq names its product podocalyxin-like 2 (gene podxl2). The record is from RefSeq and is a predicted model, not a curated record. Lineage: Eukaryota; Metazoa; Chordata; Actinopteri; Perciformes; Serranidae. Gene Ontology annotation, biological process: leukocyte tethering or rolling.